AUGAUUAUGAGGCAAGCUUCUUUGAAAGAAUUAAAAUUUUAUUCAAUUAUUAACCACUUUCGAAAUAGCACAUUUGGAACUUACCCUGGAGCAAUAGAUUGCAUAAAAAACCUUUCAACAUUAAGUUGUAAUUCAGAUAUUUAUCCCGAAUUUUUUUAUCAACUAUCUCAAAUGUGUCAUAACAUCCAAUCACUUGGGGUACAAUUUAGGAGUGACAUUUCGAACGGGUUAGCGGACCUAAUUUCCGUUCAACAAAAUUUAAAGUACUUGACCAUCCACCAAUCAUACAAGUGUUUAUCGUAUAUAGUCCCUUUAUUGACCAAACAUUCAACCACCUUAAUAAGAUUACAGAUUAAUGGGACGGGGAAUUAUGAAUCAUUGUUAUUCAUUACUAAUUUCAUAAAUUUACGAGAGCUCAUACUAUCAUUUGAUUACGAAUACGUUUUUGAAGAUUUUCGAACAUUACAAGAUGUUACCUUUCCACGUUUACGUAUUUUAAAAUUUCCGAAUAAAUGUCCGAAUCAUGAAUAUUUGAUUAAAUUUUUGGAGAACAAUGGAAAGAAUUUAGAAGAGUUUGAUAUUGACAUUACCGAUAAUUCAUUAAAUUUAGCCAUCGCUAAAUUUUGUCCAAAUUUGAAAUCAUUAUUCACUACAUUUUUGGAUGAUGAAGUCGAAACGUUGAAAACGAUUUUGAACAGUUGUCAACGACUGGAAAUCAUUAAAGUUUGGUGUGGCGUUUGGCUUAGAGAAUACUAUUUAGAUGAAAUAGAGUUGUUUGACGUUGUUGCAAGACAUUCCCCUAGAAAUUUUUGCGAGUUAAGGUUAUGUUAUCCAUACAAUGUACAAUUUGAAAUACCUUCGGUUGAAUUGGAAACCUUUUUUCAACGUUGGAAGGAUCGUACGCCACGAAAAUCACUUUCUUUUAUGAUCGUGGGAUAUAUUUUAGAGGUUAAGGAAGAAAUCAUGAAAGUGAUUGAAGAAUAUAUUAAAUUAGUUGAUCGUCUUUGGUGCGAGGUCUCUGUUCGAAUCUUAUGGAGAAGCGUUUGGAAUUAUAAUACUUUAGUCGCUUGUCUUCCUACUAAAUCGAAAGAAGUCUUGUACAAGAAUGAAAUCGUUAUCCAAUUCCCUUAUCCUAAAUCCCCUCUAUUCAAUUAUGUAUCGUUCCUCAGACGUAUUUCGAUUGAUGAAAUCGACAGAAAGAUUGCGAGUAUUCUUAGAAACAAACACCCUGUUACUUCACGAAGUGUGGUCAUGCAAGAAGUAUUUAAAAUGAUCAUGAAACAAAUUUAUUUGAAAGAACUAAGCGUUUACUUUAGCUCAGACUACAUUUCGAAUAUACCAUUCACCACUUAUCCUGGAGCGACGGAAUGUCUAAAAGAUCUCACGGUGUUGGGCUUUAGUUCGUUUUAUUCCGAAUUUUUUCAUCGAAUAUCAUUACUAAGUCAUAACAUACAAUCACUCACGAUAAGGGUUGAAAGUGAUAUUACAGACGGGUUGGCGAAUUUGAUUUCCUCUCAACAGAAUCUUACGUGCUUGAGCAUCUUUUAUGAUGAUAAUUAUAUGAUAGACAUAGCAGAUAUCAUUUCAUCGGCAAUCAACCUUCCCGAAAAUUUAACCGUGUUAAACCUUUAUGGGGAGUAUUAUUAUAGAACGGUGUUAUUUAUCUCCAAAUUUACAAAUUUACGAGAACUCUUAUUAUCUUUUGAUUCUGGAUAUACUUUUGAGGAUUUUGAAGAAUUACAACACGUCGUCUUUCCAAAAUUGCGCGUUUUAAAAUUUCCGAAUAAAUGUCCGGCAUCAGAUUACUUGAUCAAAUUCUUGGAGAACAAUGGAAAGAAUUUGGAAGAAUUUUACAUUGAUACGAAUAAUUCAUUAAAUUUGGCCAUCGCAAAAUUUUGUCCAAACAUGAAAUCAUUAUUCACCACAUUUCUGGAUGGUGAAGUCGAGACGUUAAGGUUAAUCUUGAAUAAUUGUCGACAACUAGAAAGUAUUAAAGUUUGGUGUGGGAUUUGGUUCUCGGAAAAUUAUUUAAAUGAGAAGGAUUUAUUUGAUGUGAUUGCGAAAUAUUCACCAAAAAAGUUAUUCGAGUUAAGGUUGUGUUAUCCUUAUGAUACGAAAACCGAAUCAUUUUCUGAUGAUUUAUUAGAAAACUUUUUUAUAAAUUGGUCGAAACGUGUACCACGAGUAACCCUUUCUUUUGUUAUAGUAGGGUAUAGUUUAAAGGUUAAAGAAGAAAAUAUGAGGAUAAUUGAAAAAUAUAGUAAAUUAGAUGUCAUUAAGAAAUUUAAAGUUAUAAAGGACUAUGAAGAAUAA
Funneliformis caledonium is the source of this 2313-nucleotide messenger RNA. The record is from the annotation of a GenBank genome assembly. NCBI's taxonomy places the organism in Eukaryota, Fungi, Glomeromycota, Glomeromycetes, Glomerales, Glomeraceae.